This is a messenger RNA of Exophiala bonariae, 1719 nucleotides long. RefSeq lists its product as uncharacterized. The coding region runs from base 1 to 1719 and encodes 572 amino acids. Gene Ontology annotation, molecular function: acid phosphatase activity. NCBI's taxonomy places the organism in Eukaryota, Fungi, Ascomycota, Eurotiomycetes, Chaetothyriales, Herpotrichiellaceae. The transcript is spliced from 6 exons. The record is from RefSeq and is a predicted model, not a curated record.
AUGCUAUCUGCAGCAAAGUUGCUCCUGGCAUCGACCUCCUUGGUCACGGCCGCGGUAAUCGACAUUAGACAAGAGCCAUCAACUACUGUGCCGGACUACUUCCAAACCACCCCACAGAUAUUCGCUGGGCCGACAGUGACGGGAUUGAUUGCUCCAUUUCUCGCACAAUCCAAUCCGGCGCCGUUUGGUCAGGAAGCGUCCUUCGUUGCCAACGCUCCUCUCGAGACAAAUCUUCCCAUCACAGGAAAUACCAAUCGCUCCAGCAUCUUCCAGUUGCAUGGUCAGUUGAGCUCAUACUUCCCCAAUCCCGUCGGAUUUGGUUCCAACGAGUAUCCUCUGCCUCCCGGUUCGAACAUUUCCCAUGUCCAUCUGCUCCACCGUCAUGGUUCUCGGUAUCCUACUGGUGAUUCGUCCGUAGCGAACUUUGGUCGCAAGAUUCAGAACUUGACGACCAACGGCAGUGCCAAGUGGACAGACGAGCUUGACUUCCUGAACGCAUGGGAAUAUCAACUUGGAGCCGAGAUCUUGGUAGCUAGAGGUCGACAAGAGCUAUUUGACAGCGGAGUUCUCUUCUACUACAACUAUGGCGGACUUUACAACACCUCAACCAAAAUCACUGCCCGGACGACCACUCAAGACCGGAUGCUCAAGUCAGCCGAGUACUUCAUGGCAGGGUUCUUUGGUCUUGAGUGGACCCAUAACGUGACCUUGGCCUUGAUUCUUGAACAGCAAGGAUUUAACAAUUCUCUGGCCGGGUAUUUCCAGUGCAAUAACAGUAAUAGCUAUCAAGCAACUGGAGGCAAUAACGCAUCGAGGAUAUGGGAGAAGACAUAUCUUGCCGCUGCCACUGAGCGACUGACUGCCAUGUCGGGUGGCUACAACUGGACGGUUGCAGAUGUUUAUAACGCACAAACCAUGUGCCCCUAUGAGACGGUGGCAUUUGGCUACUCUCGAUGGUGUGAUCUUUUCACUUACGAUGAAUGGAAGGGAUUUGAGUACAGUAUUGAUCUUCAGUUCCACGGCAACAAUGGGUUUGGUAGCCCGACCGGUCGCGCAGUGGGCAUUGGGUAUGUCGAGGAGCUCUUUGCUCGUCUUGAAGGCCACCUCUACAACCUACCACCAGGUGCGACUCAGGCCAAUGUGACACUUGAUGAAAUGGAAGCGACCUUCCCCCUUGAUCAGUCACUGAAUUUCGACUUUUCACAUGACACCAACAUCAUGGCUAUCAUCACAGCCUUUGGGUUGAAGCAGUUUAACCAGACGUUGCCAACGACUGGCCCGCCCGACGAUCAGCAACUCAUCGUAUCACACGUUACACCGUUCGCGACCAGAAUGGUUUGGGAAAUCAUUCAAGCUCCCAGUCCGAUAAAAGCGAGCCGGCCGACCAAUGUGACCGCGCCCACGUCGGAUUAUUAUGACCAAGGCAACACCACAACCUAUAUUCACCUGCUGCUCAAUCAGCGCACGGUGCCUCUGUACAAGAGCUAUCCGGAGUGUGAGAAAAGAGACGACGGGUGGUGUGAGCUGUCCACCGUCCUCAAGAUCUUUGGUGGCCUACUCGAUACCGCACGAUACGAGUAUAGCUGCUUUGGAGACUACCCUUCGGUGCCGUAUGGAAAUGUGACUGAUGGUGUGCCUACCGUGAAGCGCCGAGCGCUGGGUGGCGCAUUCGGCACGGGAUUGGAGAUGUACGAGAGCAGUGAUAGAUGGAUUGAAUAA